GGCUGGAGGCACAGGGGCAUUAAUUGACUUAGCGGCCCGGGACUGUGCCAGGCUCACGGGACGGCUGCACCUCUCAGCGCCUCCAGCUCCGGGACUCGGUCGUCCCGACUCCGAGCGGAAAGUGUCAAACUUUCGUCCGUGCGCGGGUGGGGCUCAGCAGGACCCCGGCGCGUCCUGCCCGGCUCCCCCAGCCUCUCCGCAGGGUUAGCUGCGCUCAGCGCACUUUCCAGUUGCGACUCCAGGCCGGAAACUUCUCGGGAAUGGAGCGGGCACAGUGUGGCGGCAGAGACCGCGGCGGUAGCGGCCGACCCCACCUGGCCCCGGGGCUGGUGGUGGCUGCGCCUCCGCCCCCUUCCCCGGCCUUGCCGGUACCGUCGGCGAUGCAGGUUCCCCCAGCGUUCCUGCGGCCGCCCAGCCUCUUUCUGCGAGCUGCGGCCGCCGCCGCCGCCGCCGCCACCUCGGGAAGCCGAGGCUGCCCGCCCGCUCCAGGGCUGGAGAGGGGGGUGGGCGCGGUGGGCUGCGGAUACCCGCGGACGCCCAAGUGCGCCCGCUGUCGCAACCACGGCGUGGUGUCGGCGCUCAAGGGCCACAAGCGCUUCUGCCGCUGGCGCGACUGCGCGUGUGCCAAGUGCACCCUGAUCGCCGAGCGCCAGCGCGUCAUGGCCGCCCAGGUGGCGCUGCGCAGACAGCAGGCGCAGGAGGAGAGCGAAGCCCGGGGGCUGCAGAGGCUCCUGUGCUCCGGGCUCUCCGUGCCCCCCGGGGGUCGGGCACCCGGGGGCGGCGGCAGAGCGGAGAAUCCCCAGGCCCCUGGCGGCCCUGCGGCGGCGGCUGCGCUGGGACUCGGUGCCUUGAGACACGCCAGUGGUUCCGCGACCCCCGCUUUCGAGGUUUUCCAGCAAGAUUAUCCUGAGGAAAAACAAGAACAAAAAGAGAGUAAAUGUGAUUCGUGCCAGAAUGGACAACAAGAACCAAUCUCCAAAUCCCAUCAACUUUCCCUGGGAUCAUCUCCUAGGUCUAAUGGUGUCAUUGGGAAACAAAGCAUCAGGUCAUCUAUUUCAGAAUACUCCAACAAGCAUGAUAGUAUCCUAUCUUCUCAUCCUGGAGAGCAAUCAGAAGGUGAAGAGAGUCCCAGGUCCUUAUCAUCCUCUGAUCUGGAAUCAGGAAAUGAAAGUGAAUGCGUCAAAGACCUGAGUGCGACCAGGGCCAGCCUUCCUACAGUGUCCUCAAGACCAAGAGAUCCUCUUGAUAUCCUUACCAAGAUUUUCCCAAAUUACAGGCGCAGCCGUCUAGAAGGCAUUCUGCAGUUCUGCAAAGGGGAUGUGGUCCAAGCCAUUGAACAGGUUUUAAAUGGCAAAGAACACAAGCCAGAAAACAGGAACCUAGCAAGCUCAGGAGAACUGGAAAGCACAGCCUUUCAGAGAGCUUCAAGUUUUAAUCUUGCGGGAAUUGGUUUUGGAACUCUAGGUAAUAAAUCAGCUUUCUCUCCUCUUCAAACUACUUCUGCAUCUUACGGAGGUGACUCAAAUCUCUACAGCUUAAAUCCUAGAGUAGGCAUCAGUCCAUUAAGGCUGGCAUACUCUUCUGCAGGAAGAGGAUUAUCUGGUUUUAUGUCACCCUACCUAACACCUGGGUUGGUACCCACCCUGCCUUUUCGGCCAGCUUUGGAUUAUGCCUUUUCAGGGAUGAUUAGAGAUUCUUCCUACCUUUCCAGUAAAGACUCAAUAACUUGUGGUAGACUGUAUUUCAGACCAAAUCAGGACAGUCUGUAAUGUAUAUGCCCAUUCCCCCUUUCUGGAGUGUUUCUAGAAGCAUGCAAUACAUGCAUGUGCAUGCACAUACACACAUAUCCAUUAAUACACUUCAGUAAGUAUGUGAAUAGAUUAUGAGGUUUUAAAAUGCUAUUUUUUUCACAAGCAAUAUAAUUGGCGUUAGAUCUGAAGACCCUUCGAAUUUAUCAAGUGAAAGAAGUAAAUUUGAACAUUAUAUGUGCCUUGAAUAAAGCUAUUUCAGGAAAUAUUUACUUUAGUGAAUUUUCUCCCUAAAUUAUCAUUUGCAAAAAUGUUUUAUUUUAAAAACUAUACUUGUUUUUAUUUUAUUGAAAAGUGGAAUUUUUAGUGAUAAAAUAAAUUUGUAAGUAUAAAGCAAUCCAUCAUAAUAUAAACCAAAAGGAAGAAUUGAACAAUUAAGGCAAUUCUAAGUAAUUACUACUUCAAAACAUUUUAUUCUGUCCCUUGUUCAUAGGAAAGAAAAAAGUUAUUCAAAGUAUUUUAAAAAUAUUUUAUUUGCAGAUAGAUGAUACGUAAUGAAUAAACCAUUGGAGAAAUUUGAAUUUAUGUUUUCUGAGUGUUUUGUUUUUCAAUCUUAGCUUCCAUUUGUGAAAACAAGUGCCGUUAAAAACCGUUUCUCUUUAAAGUUAGCACUGGAUUACAGACUACGAAGUAAAUUUUAGAAAAUGAUACCGCGCCAUCUCCUGGCCGCUAUCACCAAUUACAACUGAGCUCUGUAGAGUACAUGAAUUAGAAACAUUGUGUCCAAAGAAUAAACUGACCGUGUUUUCAAAUAGUCACUUUGGAUUAUGCUACAUUAAAAUUUUCAUACUGUAAAGUGCACGUCUGUGGAUGAGAGUUUCAAACUGUAAGUGUGCUUAUGCUUGUAUCUGGGGAAAUAUCCUUUUCUUAUGGGGACAAGAAUAUAUGGCAGCCAUUCUGAAAGGUAAGAAUAAUUUUAUUCAGAAAACUAAAAUAGCUGCUCAAAUAAAUAUUUAUUAACUGGAGAUAGUUGAUGCUUAAUGCAGUGAGGAGAGACAUAAGAUUUCCAAAGGGGAAAAACUGCCACGAAGUUUCAGAGGUAUUCUUGCAAUUUUAAACAUACUUUUUUUCCUCCAUCUGGCACAUGUGAAAACUAUUUAUUUCAGUCAGUGGAAAGUCCCUGAGGAAACUGCUUACAAAACAAUUUCUAGAACAUUUUCUUUGUAUGUCAUCAUUUUUUUGAAGGACAGUAGCUUCAUUGUUAUUAAAAAUAAAUGGAAACCCAGUGGUGGUAUAAGAUAGUUGAUGAAUUAGAGAUUGUUUAAACAAUUUGAGCAGCAUGACUCACUAAAGAUUUUGAAAUUAUA
This is a messenger RNA of Sapajus apella (tufted capuchin), 3115 nucleotides long. It is a transcript of the gene DMRTA1, whose product is annotated as DMRT like family A1. The record is from RefSeq and is a predicted model, not a curated record. Gene Ontology annotation, cellular component: nucleus. Gene Ontology annotation, biological process: sex differentiation; regulation of transcription by RNA polymerase II. The transcript has 2 exons. Lineage: Eukaryota; Metazoa; Chordata; Mammalia; Primates; Cebidae. Gene Ontology annotation, molecular function: RNA polymerase II cis-regulatory region sequence-specific DNA binding; DNA-binding transcription factor activity, RNA polymerase II-specific; protein binding. Bases 261 to 1769 code for a protein of 502 amino acids.